This is a messenger RNA of Colletotrichum truncatum, 1242 nucleotides long. The record is from RefSeq and is a predicted model, not a curated record. Lineage: Eukaryota; Fungi; Ascomycota; Sordariomycetes; Glomerellales; Glomerellaceae.
AUGAAGCGCAUCCUCGGCGUGCGAAGCGACUAUCGUCGCUCCGAUUGGUACGAUGGCAUGCGCUUCCACCCGUCAAAGAACAAUGUAUUGUCGUGGAGAGACGAGAAUGAGCAUUUUAAGCUUCGAUCCAAGAUGGCAGCAGGUUAUUCCGGCAGAGAGGUCCAGGGCCUAGAAAAGAAGAUUGACGACAACAUCCUGCAACUUGUACGCCUGCUGGAAGGCUAUGUUGACGCCGGCAGGCCUUUCGACUUCGCGCGGAAGGCGCAGUUCUUCACCCUGGACGUGAUAUCAGACCUCGCCUUCGGAGAACCUUUGGGUUUCAUGGCGACAGACUCUGACAUGUAUGAUUACAUUAAGACGACCGAGGAAACUCUGCCGUUCUUUAUGGUGACGACCGUCAUUCCAUGGCUGGUUAAGCUCUUCGCAUCUCCCCUCUUUCGGUCUGUGUUGCCCUCGGAGAAAGACAAGGUGGGAUUUGGGAAAGUCAUGGGAAUCGCCAAGAAAUUCUCUGCCGAGCGUUUUGGACCGCAUAAGAAAGUCCAGAGGGACAUGCUCGGCUCAUUUGUGGCCCACGGUCUAACCCAGGAAGAAGCAGAGUCCGAGAUUCUGCUCCAAAUUAUCGCUGGGUCCGAUACAACGGCAACGGCAAUCCGAGCUACGAUCCUCCACAUCAUAACCAACCCUCGCGUUCUCACCCGUCUCCUGACCGAAAUCACCGCCGCGGCGGCUACCGCGACCCGCCCUGUCAUCUCCGAAGUCGAGGCCCGCAACCUACCUUACCUCCAAGCUGUGAUCAAAGAAGGUUUGCGCAUAUUCCCGCCCGUCUCAGGCCUGAUGGCCAAGGAAACGCCACCCGAGGGAGAUGUUUGGAAGGGGAGGUUCAUCCCCGGCGGCACGCGCAUUGGAUGGUCUGCUCUGGCCAUGUUCCGGAGGGAAGACACGUGGGGCAAGGACUCGGGAGAGUUCCUCCCUGAACGCUGGAUCUUGACGGAAGACGGGGGCAGCUGUGUUUCUGCAGAAAAGCUGCACGAAAUGGAGUCUGUUAUUGAGAUCAUAUUCAGCUACGGGCGAUAUCAAUGCCUUGGAAAGCCGGUGGCGUGGAUGGAGUUGAGUAAGAUAUUUUUCGAGCUGUUACGACGGUUCGAUAUGACCGUUUGCUAUCCCACUAAGCCAUGGUAUACUUUCAACUGCGGUAUUCAUGCGCAGUCGGAGUUCUGGGUCAGGGGUUAUCGAAGGGAAUAG